Messenger RNA from Phoenix dactylifera (date palm), 2088 nucleotides. RefSeq names its product HAD superfamily, subfamily IIIB acid phosphatase. The record is from RefSeq and is a predicted model, not a curated record. NCBI's taxonomy places the organism in Eukaryota, Viridiplantae, Streptophyta, Magnoliopsida, Arecales, Arecaceae.
CCUAAGUGCCUAACCUCUACCUCACCACGCAUGCAUUCGAUGCCAUCACACGCGGAGGGGAAAACCAGAUCAACCGGGCCGUCAUACGGUCGAGAAUUAAAUUGGAAAUUUCCUGCCGACGCCCAUGCCGGCCCGUGGAUGUACUCGCGUUAUCACGAUGGGCGAUUUCAGCACCCACAUUAAAAAUAUCGGCCCCUUCUCUCUCUUCCCCUCCGGGCAUGGAGGGUGAUAUCGAAAUCUCGACAACGAACUUCAUAAUUAUAAUAGGCCAAACGAAAGCGAAGGAAAGAUAUUAGUAACUGCAAUUAUUGCAGCCUAAAUCCACACGGAAAAAAUAUUACCAAAAGUAUAUCAAUAAGGGAAGGGGAAGGGGAAGGGGAAGGGGAGGACAAUUCUAGCACCGAUGGAAGGAUGCAGAGGUUUCUGUUCACGGGCUCUUGUUUCCUCCGGUCAUCCGCCUUCGAUGUGGUCCGUCAGGGCUCAUAGCCUCUUCGAUCUUGCUCUCAGGUAGAGAAGCGGAAUAAAGAGGUGAUUUCCCACGGAGAUACUUCAGCUCUGUCCAAAGAGUUGAAUGCUUAUUUAUUUUGCUCUGACAUCGGUUGGUUCCGUGCCUGCUUUUGCUGACCAAAUGGAGUCAGGGGACUCAAGCCAUAGUCUUUUGAGUGGAAGACAUUCUGAAAUGGGAAGCCGCUACAUUGUGGAGUCUGGUAUCUACAUGUCAUCUUUUGCUGCAGCCAUCUUUAUUGCUGCACUUGUGACCAUUGGAGUUCUACUGCUCACUUUGCUGAUAUCUCUGACUGUUAUGUUAGAAUCCUGUCAAAGUAGCCACUCUGGAGUCUUUAAGCAAGUUAGAACAAGUGAUCGGGAUGACUAUUGCAAUAUUUUUGCUUUCCAUGCUGAGCUUAAUAACUUGGAAGAAGAUGAAUUUCCCACAAUUUGCCAGCAGCAUGCUCGCCAAUAUAUUAAUAAAGGUCGAUUCUUGCGAGAGUUAAAUUUGACAGUUCAGGUGGCAGAGAGCUAUUUCAAUACCAUGACUCCCAGUGAUGAUGGUCUAGAUGUAAUAUUGAUGGAUGCAGAUGACAUAUUCUUAUCAGAAAUUGCCUACAACGGAAGUUCUGCUCUACAUUGGACUAACCAGGUUGAAAACAUGAGACAUUUGGCCCACAUGAUUGUUUCUAGAUUGCUCAUAAAACUCCAAGCUGGUGGCUGGUCUGUGAGUUUCUUUACAAGAAGGCCUAUGAGAAAUAAGAAUGCCACCAUGGCAAGCCUCACCUCUGCUGGUUAUGGAGAGUGGUCUUCAUUGAUCAUGAGGUCUGAUGAUGAACUUCUAAAGGAGAACUGGGAAUACAUCUCUCAUAUAAGAAUGCAGUUGCGGGAUCAGGGAUUCCGGAUUGCGAGUGUGAUUAGCAGCCAAAUGGAUGCCCUACAAGGACCAUGUUUAGGAAAGCGUAAUUUCAAGCUUGCUAGUCCAAUUUGUUACAAAGUUUGAGCAGCCUGAAAAUGGUGUAUGACUGUUUGCAGAAAGAUUAUUUUGCCAGGGUAUCUGGUUCUAUUUCUCCCGAGCGUAUAAUUGAGAUCUUUUUAUUCCUGGUUGGGCUAUUCAGAUUUUUCUUUUUUAAACCAAACGUCCAUUGGAGUGCAUAUUGUCAAUAUUCGAUUGGACCGGGUGCCACGCGUGGACAUGUUUGUUUCCUUCCAUGCAGAAGGAAACAAUGAGAUUGGAGGAAAGACAUGCAAAGAUUUUCAUGGCAAUGGGCAUGGUGGUUGCAAGUUCAGUGUACAGGUUUAUGAAAAAAAAGGGAGUACUUAAUACAUUCGACAAAACAUUCAACAGGGAAACAUGUGAAUGCAGUUGAAGCAAGCAGGUUUCAGCUUUCAGAGUAGACUGUUAGAAGUCAGAACAAGUGAAUAGGUAAUGGGUCCCCUUGUAAAAUUGUUUUAUCAUCAAAGAUUGCACCAAGAUCCGUGUGUUGUUAUUAAUUGGAAGUUUAUAUAUUAUCCGAUCACAGCAGGAGAUUGUAAAUUGCUAACCUCUAAUGUGAUCCAUGAAAAUUUACCGGAGGUUAUUAUUUCAUCUACUUUAACAUC